Molecule: messenger RNA, 2240 nt
Organism: Acanthochromis polyacanthus (spiny chromis)
Lineage: Eukaryota; Metazoa; Chordata; Actinopteri; Pomacentridae
Product: calpain-A-like
Exons: 22
Coding region: 1-2103 (700 amino acids)
Biological process (GO): proteolysis
Cellular component (GO): cytoplasm
Molecular function (GO): calcium-dependent cysteine-type endopeptidase activity
Source: RefSeq, a predicted model, not a curated record
AUGCCUCCCCCCGGUGUGUGUCUGAAUAUUAUGGAGGCUCGCAGCAAACAAGACGGCUAUGGGAAGAUCACCAGCCCUGAGAGGUUCUUUGGCCAAGACUUCCAGCAGCUGAAGCAGUACUGUCUCAUCAAAGGAGUGCGCUACAUCGACGACAUGUUCCCCCCUGACAAGAGCUCUAUUGGUCAGGGGUUAUUGAGCCCCUCUGACCUGAGCCGUGUGGUGUGGCUGAGACCAGGGAAAAUUGCUGCUAAUCCGUCCUUUGUACUUCAUGGUAUCUCCAGGUUUGACUUUGGUCAAGGAAUACUUGGAGACUGCUGGUUUCUUGCAUCUCUUGGAGCUUUAACAUUCCAGAAUCACAUCUUUGGCCAAGUUGUCCCUCUCGAACAAACAUUUGAUCAGAGCUACUGCGGGAUAUUUCACUUCAGGUUCUGGAGAUUUGGGAGGUGGGUGGAUGUGGUCAUUGAUGACAAGCUGCCUACAAUCAAUGGUGGACUGAUCUUCGUUCACUCGAAAAACCAAAAUGAGUUCUGGCCUGCUCUGCUGGAGAAAGCCUAUGCCAAGGUAUGUGGUUCCUACACCGACAUGAAUGCUGGAACUCCUGCAGAGGCUUUGAUGGAUUUCACUGGUGGCGUCCACAUGUGCAUCCUGCUGUCAGAACCUCCUCCAAACCUGUGGGAGCUGUUGUGCAGAGCUGGUCAGUCCAAAACACUGAUGAGCUGCGGUACGCAUAGAGGAGUAAGUACAAAUGCGACAUCUGCUAACAUUGUGUUACCAAAUGGACUGGUCCAAAGCCAUGCCUACACUGUGACAGGUGUCAAACAGAUGGUGAGUAGAGGGCAGCUGGUAAACCUGGUGCGUUUGUGGAACCCCUGGGGCAGAGGAGAGUGGAACGGAGACUGGAGUGAUCGGUCACCUUUGUGGCAAACUGUGAGUCCUCAAGAUCGAGAAAUGUGUCUUUCAGUAGCUGAUGAUGGCGAGUUCUGGAUGACCCUGGAAGAUUUCUGUAAGUUCUUUGCGGAUCUCGACAUUUGCGGCCUGAGUCCAGACUUUCUUGAUGGAAGCUCUUCUUGUCUCUGGACGACCUCCAUGUAUGAAGGCCGAUGGGUUGCAGGAACCACUGCUGGAGGCUGCAUAAAUAACAGAGACAGUUUCUGGACUAAUCCACAGUUUCGAGUCAAGAUUUCUGGUGAAUACUCAGAGAAAGAGGGUGAAAAAAAUAUCCUGGUGUCUCUCAUUCAAAAGCCUGACAAGAGGAACAGACGUCUGGUGCAAAACCUGCAUAUUGGAUUCACUAUAUUUGAGAUGUCUGAAGAACAGGCAACACAGAGAGGCAAAUUCCCAGCGUCCUUCUUCAACACCCAGGCACCUGUUGGCCAGACUAAAACGUAUUUUAAUGCCCGUGAGGUGAUGGAGUUCAUGAUGCUGAAGCCUGGUGAAUACCUGAUUGUUCCCUCCACCUUCAAUCGCAAUGAGUCAGCCUCCUUCGUCCUGACUAUUCACUCCAAGAUACAGACCCAGUGCUAUGAGAACUCUAAUGACCAAAUGCAUGAAUCAGCUGAAAAGCGCAAGAAGGUCAGGAAUGCACAGGAGGAUGAAAACAAGAAAAACUUUUUCCGUCAGUACUCUGACAAGUAUGAAGAAGUGGAUGCUGAGCAGCUCCAGAGGCUUCUAAAUGAAAAUAUCCUCAAAGGAGACUUGAAAUCUGGAGGCUUCAGCAUUGAUGCAUGUCGCAGCAUGGUUGCUCUGAUGGAUACAUCGAUCACAGGCAAACUGAACGGAGGGGAAUUUGUUCGUCUGUGGAACAAGGUUGUUGCCUACAAGGACAUUUUCUACCUCAUGGAUGUUUCACGAACAGGAACGCUGUCUCUGACUGAGCUGAGGAAUGCAUUCAUAGCUGCAGAAUUCAGGGUCAGUGAUGACAUGCUCAAUCUGAUGGCUCUGCGCUAUGGCGCUUCCUCUGGUCACAUGACACUGGAGAGCUUCAUCAGUCUCAUCCUUCGCCUGGACUGCAUGAACAAAAUCUUCAGAGAGCUGUCUGAUGGAAAAGGCAUGAACCUUCAAGAGUCUGAGAAUUCAGGGUCAGUGAUGACAUGCUCAAUCUGAUGGCUCUGCGCUAUGGCGCUUCCUCUGGUCACAUGACACUGGAGAGCUUCAUCAGUCUCAUCCUUCGCCUGGACUGCAUGAACAAAAUCUUCAGAGAGCUGUCUGAUGGAAAAGGCAUGAACCUUCAAGAGUCUGAG